GCGCUCAUGCCAGCAACAGAUCCUGGCGCAUGCGCACUUCAUUAUUUUGACUGAAAAAUGCCGUCGGUUUCGAAAACGGCGGUUAAUGCGUCUCCACAAACCGAGAAACCAACCCACUACACGUACUUGAAGGAGUUCAGGACAGAGCAGUGUCCGUUGUUCCUACAGCACAAGUGUACACAGCACAGACCCUUUACCUGCUUCCACUGGCAUUUUCUCAACCAGCGACGAAGACGGCCCAUUAGAAGAAGAGACGGAACUUUUAACUACAGCCCAGACGUAUAUUGCACAAAAUACGACGAGACUACAGGCAUUUGUCCAGAUGGUGAUGACUGUCCUUAUUUACACCGGACCACUGGUGACACUGAGCGUAAAUACCAUCUACGCUAUUACAAGACUGGAACUUGUAUCCAUGAGACAGACGCCCGAGGGCACUGCGUGAAGAAUGGUCUCCAUUGUGCUUUUGCUCAUGGGCCACAUGAUCUCCGACCUCCAGUCUAUGAUAUAAGAGAGAUCCAAGCACAAGAGGCCCUCCAGAAUGGACAGUUGGGACCUGGGGAUGGUAUUCCUGAUCUACAACCUGGUGUGUUAGCCAGUCAAGCUAUGAUCGAGAAAACCCUAACAGAAGACCCCCGGUGGCAAGAUACCAACUUUGUUUUAGCUAACUACAAAACCGAACAGUGUACUAAGCCUCCGAGACUAUGCAGACAGGGCUACGCUUGCCCCCACUACCACAACAGUAGAGAUCGAAGACGAAAUCCAAGAAAGUUCAAGUACAGGUCAACACCGUGUCCUAAUGUGAAGCAUGGUGAUGAGUGGGGUGAGCCUUCAAAGUGUGACAGUGGAGACAGUUGUCAGUAUUGUCAUUCUCGCACUGAGCAGCAGUUUCACCCAGAGAUCUACAAAUCUACCAAAUGCAAUGAUAUGCGGCAAACUGGAUACUGUCCAAGAGGGCCGUUUUGUGCAUUUGCACAUGUAGAAAGAAUUCCCUCCACAGAAGAAACCAUGAGCUCAUUUCUUACAGCGAUACAGUCGGGUUCACAGCUUGUUUCCCAGCAGUAUUCGGAGUGUCCAGCCAGUGAGUGGAACAGCGGAGGCAACUCCAGCACCAGUGCAACCAGUAGCAACGGUCAAGUAGGAAGUGUUUCGUGUUCUAAUAGCUCAGCUAUAACGCCAAACUCAGGAAGCGACAGUUUGUUAUCCCCAGUGGCAUCCAUCAGCAGGCCCAAAUCGCUAACUAAUAGUAGUUUAUGUUCAGAGUCUGCUGCAUCCUGUGUCUCAUCUCUGUCGUCUAACUGUCCUAAAGCUCCGGGCUUUGAGCGUGAGGAUCAGGUUAAGAACAAGGGACAAGGGGAUCAAAAAUUGAUGGACCAAGACAAACAGACACAAAACACUGCAUUCUCUGCCGUGAAUCCUUUGGCAUCAAGCUUUACCUCCAGUAUAACAUCAAGCUUGGCUUCUAGUAUUGGCUCUGAUAGUUCCUCACCCACCACCUUAUCAACAAUGAAUGCAAAAGCCACUCCUUUCUAUCCAGGGAGCAACACAGUGGAGUCGGUCAUAGGUUCUGCCCUGGACCUCAAUUUUAGUGACAUUAAUGUUGCAUCUCUUGACAAGGAGUUAGAGGAGCAAGACAACAAUGUAGGAUUGCCAAGUCAAAGGGCACUCGGUGGAUCUGCUCCAGUUAACAUUCCUGGCUCCCUUGCGCGAUCCUCCUCUUUAAAUUCUUCAUCUUCCCUGUCCACUUCCCCGUUAAGCUCCCUCUCACAGUCGCUGUCACAGUCCCUGCUGUGUGGAACCAUGUCGCAGCAAAAUCAGCCUUCGCCCAUGUUAGCCAAGCAAGAGCAUGGUCUCCUGGGAACACCCACGUCUUCACAAAACUCUCUCGGAUUGAAUGGAGGAGCCAACAACAUAUGGGACUUUGUAAGUGGCAACUUUUCACCGAGUCCGUCUCCAGUUUUUAGCAGCUUGACCUCGACAGCCAGCACUGCUGAUCUGGCCCGACUUUUUCGUGAGCUGGAUGAGGCCAAGAGGAAGAUCAAACAGUGGGAGGAGGCCUGGCAUCAAGUCAAACAAGCGUGUGAAGCCUGCCAGAAAGAUGCUCACGAAGCAAAGGAACAAGCAAAAACAGCCGAGGCAGAGCGGCAACUGGCCGAACAGAAAUGGGAGGAAACUAAUCGCAAGCUGAAGGAGCUCCAAGCAGACUUUGACAUGCUUUGCCGCACCCCUGGAACGCCUCUUCUACGUAGCUACGGAGAGCUGGACCAGCUCCCCUUGUCAAAGCUUCACUCCAUCCAAAGUCAGCUGCGUAAUGACCUAGACCUUAUAGACGGGGUUAUAUAUCAGCUUCAGUCAAAGAAAUGUAUAGUUUGCCAAAAGCAUGAUCGUUGCGUUUUUCUGCAGCCUUGCCAACAUUAUGUACUGUGUGAGAACUGUGCACCUAGUAAAACAGAAUGUCCCUACUGUAGAACAAAAAUAUUAAAGUGGUGAUGUACAAUAACUUAAGGUACUAUUUAAAGAAUUAGCCCUUGAAAAACUACUACAUAUUACAGUUUCUAUCUCGCAGUGUCUGUUUUAUACAGUGAUUGAAAUAACUUGGAGCUGAAUGAUGUUUGACUGAAGAUCCAUAUAUUAUCAUUUUUUGUUGGGGGGGUUGGGGGAGGUGGUUGCUCAUUUUAUGUGCACUUCACUUGUGAUGUGCGGAUAACUUAAUGAAAAGCCACACAUUUAAAAGCACAUCAUGACUCCAGUCUUAAAUCUAAAAUUAAAAAUAAAUAAAUAAAAAUUAAAUCUAGACUUUGGCUAAAAGAUGCAUGUACUCACAUUUCUAUACUUUAAAGCAAAUAUGCAUUGUCAGGUCUGCAUGGAAGGUCUUGAAGUACUUUCGAAUAGAGCACUGAAACAAGUGUAACUGAUUGAUUUAUUUUAUUAAUUUUUGUUGUUUAUCCACCCACACAUACUGCACUUUUGAAUCAGUGUGUUUCAAUCUCUGAGCGCCUAAAAUGGCAUUAACGUUACCUCAUGCACUUAAUCAAGGAUGCCUGAAUGAACGCUUUAACGCAGGUUAACUUAAAACUUUGAGGUAAAAAUGUUUUUACACACCAAGUCUGUUCUCGCUUGACAUUUUUUUAACUCAAACCUUUGAGAAAAUACUGUAGAUGCUUGUAUAAUGCAAGUGGAUUUUAUUUUGAUGUCUGCAAAUUGAGAGUUAAUUUCACAGUAACUUUAAUAAGCGAGAUGAAACAAACAAAAACAAAAAUGUGGCUUGUCAUUGUUAAACUGUACUUAAGGUUUUCCAUCCAAGGCGGUGGUAGGGCCUCCAGCUCUGUGCAAGAAAACUAGUCUGGUGUCUUGAACAUAAAAUGAGCAAAAAUCUAAAGGUGAUUGUUCUUUAAUUAAAGAGGAAUACUUCUAGAUAUGUUUAGGCCAUUUGAUAUCGGCUGUGGCAGCAAAUAAAAAUGGGGGUAAGAGCAGCGGAAUCAUUAUCAGAUUGCAAAGUCAACGCUGCCAUUGAUCCAGAUUAUAAUUUUUUGUGACGGCCUACAUUGUCAAGCCCUUCAGACUGACAGCUGCAAGCAGAAACGAGAGCGAUGAGCAUCCAGAAAUAGUUAAAUGGGUCUCUGUCUGCUCAGCGCUACUUCACCAGAAAGCACAACAGCCUUCGCAAAGUGGAUAAACUGUUGCAGAACAUCUCACUAUCAUCAAAGAUAUCCUCAUACAGUAGAAACUAAAUUAUUUUUAAAGUACUUAUAUCAAUUGAGGUAUUAAAUCUGUUUACAGUUUGCAUGUCUAAACAACACACUGUAAUACAGACUAACCAAUGAAAUGAAACGUAGCAAUAUUGUACUACUUCAGUGUACCUCUUUAAAUAAAGCUCUAAAUUUCAAAUCCAGAAAUCGUUUUUUAAAAAGUAACAGUCAAAUCAUUGUUUUGACCGACUUUCUGAAGUAGUUUGAGCUCUUAUAAAAGCACUUUGUUGAACUGGGACUUUAUUAAAGGGUGUAUAGAAAUUUGCUUUAAGCUGCUGUGUAGGUAUUCUCUUUUUUCUAAAUUUAUACUUUUUAUUUUUAACAUAAGCUAAUGUCUGAGGCUUUUGUGUGUACUGUGAAAUAUAAUUUGAAUAUUUCAAUGUCUCCUGUUGAUAAAUUGUGGCAUGGUUCUACAUAUUAAGAUUUCAUAUUUUCUUUCCUAGUUAGAUUUAUAAAAAAAAUUCAAUCAAACAAAUGCAAAUUUUAAAAUGCAUUUUAGACAUAACCAGCAGCUGUAAUAUCAGUAAGGCACAUGCUACAUGUUAAAGUUGUUAUUCAAUCUGUUUUGUUUUUGUAUACUGGUAAAUUUAUAUUGCAUAGUCCUUAGAAAAGCAUGUUUUUGCUAAAAAUCUGAAGUUUUUUUUUUUUUUUGUAGGAAUCUAGCCUGUUGACCUUGUCUAGAACAUAUCGGCCUCUAACUCUGAAGUGCCUUGCCUUAGAUUAAAAGUUGUGUGUCAUUGCCAGAGCAAACACUGGUCAGUCGAAGCUUGUGUACAGGUUUCUUCAAAAAUGUCUUGUUUAAAUUAGCAGAUGUGUUGACACACCCAUGUUCGUAUUUGUGUAUAUAUGCCCGUGUAUUAUGCCCCAAGUUCAUGAAGUAUUCCUUCAGAGGAUAACUAGUGACCACAGAACACUGUUAGUGCUUGUGUCCUGACUUUAGCAUUCAGCUCAACUGAAAUUAGUUGGCAAAAGAAGGCGGAUGUGCGCGUUGGAGCCCCUUCUAACUAACGCUGACAUAAAACGCGAGCAGCCUUCUUGUUCCCUCAACCGCCCACUAACUCAUUCUUCUGUCAUGGUGCUCUUUUGGUGCAGCUUCAAUUUUUUUUUUUUUUCUUUUCUUUUCAAAAUAAGGUUUUUGUAGUUGAUCACUUGGGAGGAAGCAAACAUUGAACUCAUGCUUUUUUUCCCUUUUCUUUUGUACGGCAACAUCUAAAAUGCUUGUUACAGUUCAGAAACUUUUGGUUUUUGUUGCCCUAAUUUUGCAGUGAAUGAAGAAUUCUGUAAUUCAUAUGUAACUUGGUGUUUGCAUAACAUUUGAGCUUAGGUUAAAAGAAAUGACCUUCUACUGUGUUAUUUUAUUCUUUUCUUUUUUUUUUGCUUUAAACUCUGUAGAAAAUUGUAUAUCUCCAGGUACACCAUUAGUUACUCUGUAAUUAAGGGAAAAUGUUGUUUACAUUCUCAUAAAUGACAAUUACGUAACUCAGAGGAAAACAAAUAUAUUCCAGAAAGCUUAUGGUAUUUUAGCAUCUUCAUGAUUUAUAUUAUGGAAUAAAAGGCAGACUAAACACCUCCGGUAUUGCGUGUUAUGCGAUAUAACAACCAGCUACAAAAACAAUAUAUAUAUAUGAGAGAGAGAGAGAGAGAUGUAUUCGCACUGUGUCACACUGCCAGAAUAUUUGUAUCAAGUCGUUAGUGUAGUAAAGGCUUAACAACUUCUGCAAGCUUUGCUGCUACUGGAAAAAAGGUAUUAAUGUAGUUUCUUGUAAUACACGUAGAUGUUUGAAUGUUGUGCAUCCACAGCUUAGAUUUAAAAACAAAACAAAAAAUGAAAAAAAAAAAUUCUGCAUCUAAUUUGAUGAAUCCUUUUUUGGGUCAAACAUCCUUUUGAAUCUAACUUUAGUGCUUGUAUAAUUCACUUAGAAUGAUGUCACAGGCCCGUCCUGCUGUAGGUUGUCCAUUUUGAGUAGAAUAGGUGGUGUAUUUUUGAUGCAUUUCUUUCUUUCUUGCCACCUGACACCGGAAACGGUGUACAAUGCAGUUAAAGUUAUAGUUAUUCUUAUAUCACAUAAGGGGUGGGGGGUGUUCCUGUGAAGCCACCUAAUUAAAUGAUGUCUAGUGUAAAAAUAAAAAAAAACGAAGUGUUGUCGCAGUGUUCUGAAGGGACAUUUCAUCCUUGAAAUGAACUCUUUAUAGACAGAUCAGCCUGUAGCUCCGAACGCUCGUUUCCUAAUCUACAAAGGUCCACAGCCAGAACCCUGCUUAAGACACUUUUAAGUCUUACUACCGAUAAAGAUUUUCAGGCAAAUACUCUGUCUGCAUUUCAUUUUCAGAAAAACAGGUGCUUCAUUUCUUUGAGGCACAACAGAGAAAUCCUACAUUUUAUAGGACAAUAAUACUGUUUCUAAUUAGUUUAUAUAUUUUUCAUCUUUUAGUCUUACAGGGGCAUGUUGGACAGAACUAUGCUAACAGCUUUUGCUCGACACUAACGGACAUGAAUCCAUUUUUGCAGUUUUACCAAAGACUUGUACUGUUAAUUUGUUUCGUAUUAGAUUUCAUCAUUCAUUUGAUCUCAAACGGCAACCUAAUUUGUUUUAUUUUAAUCACCUUGUACCUUAAAUAGCUAAUGUUUAUUAUUCGUAAUUAAUGACAUCUUUUCUAUCGGACAUUAGCUGUAGUGAAUUGAUAGACAAAUGAUCAAAAGCAUGCAUGUCAGAUGCUUACAAACUGUAUUUGUACGUUGGAUUUUGUGUUGAGCAUACAUUUGACGUUUUUGGUAGAUUUGUGCAAUCGUGGCUAGCAUACGCUGACCAUAAGCGAGCAUUCCUUGUCAGUUUUGUCUACAGUGAAGGAAUGUCAAAGGGUGACAUUUGUGCUUCUGAUGUGGCCAUAUAAACUUCACGACAGUACUGUUUUGAAGUUCUUUUUCUUGGAUUUUUUUUGCUUAACAUAAUUUCAAGUACUUUGGAAACUGAUGGUUGUGCAUUGUAUGCUGUUUAAAAUAGGCCUACAGUGACCGUAUGGUGCUUCUUAUUUUUUUUCUUUCUUUCUUUCUAUGUAACUUUUCCAUUUCUUAAAGCUGUGGUCCAAAUUAUUAAUUUUUUAAUGUAUUAAAAAAGUAUAGCAAGGUGAUUAUUGUAAAAAUAAUAAUUUAAAUUAAAAAAAAUGGCAUAUACAGACAUAGUUAAAACUAAAUUGGGAUAAUUUAGUGGCCUACUUCCCCCAAUUUUUCUAACGACAAAUGAAAUGAUUGUUCAUUUGAUAAGCACAGUUUAUAUUUGUUCAGUUUUGUUCAAUUUCACACAAUAACAGACUAGUCACACUUUUCAAGUACAUCUGUGCCUUUCUCCGAUGAUCUAAUUUUGAUUGGUGUUAGAAGAAUAUUGUCCCACGUGUUCACUUGAUCAAUGAUAAAAUGCAAAGUGCUUAAUUAGAAUCAAAAAUUCCAGUGCCUUACAAUACUUUUGUGGACCACCAUGUGAUUGUUUUAGUAUUCUCUGCAGUCAGGCCACUUGAGUGGGCGUCUAAUCAGAUGAGAAUUGCUUUACUAAUUCCACAGGAUGGAGUAGACUGAAAGUGAUCAUUAAUCGUUGUCUGUAUUUGCCAUAACAUUUAAAGAAACAGAGCAAUACGUCUCGUUGAACACAAUUCUGUCUGGCACCAUUUGGCACCAAAACUCAAAUUGUUUGUAACAAAAAGUAAAUAAAUAAAAGCACCAAAUAGGAAGAUCUUUGUAAAUGAACUGUAACAGGUGUAUUAUUUUUGCUCUGCAUUGGAAUAGUUUAAUCUAUUUUGCAUUAUUGUUAGUUGUGUUGUCUUUUUUUUGUUUUUAAUAUUAUGAAAAUGGAGCCUGAAAAUUUAUGCAAUCUUGUAAAUGUAUAUGAUGUAUGGAACUGUUCAGAUUAAGUUAAAAAAAAAAAAAAACACACAGCAAGUGUUGUCAAAUGUUUAAAAAAAAUCUGAAUGUGGAGCCGUUUGUUCCAUAUACUUUGGAAAAUUUCAGUAGAAAUGUUAUUUUAACAUUGAAGCCCUGAAAUAUUGAAUGUAUUGUUAUAAAUUAGAUAUUCAAUUAAUAGGUCACUGGAAUAUUAUGGAGCGCAGUUAAUUCAUUAUGAUGUAGCAUCUAGUUGUGAACUGCUAUUCAAUAAAAAUUAUUAGAACUAAAACCAAUGCAACUUUCCAUAUUUCUGUGUCAGCGUUAUAAGGAAAAUGUAUUUUGGACAAGAUGAUAGUGGUUUAAUAGACAAUGUGUUAAAGCUGCAUUUUGAAAAUUUACUUAAUGUCAGUAGAUGCAGACAUUAAAAAAAAAAAAAAAAAAAAUGUCCCCAUUAUUUUGUGGAGAGCUGUAUGACUAUGUAGGAGAUUCUCAUCUGCUAAUCGUAGAAGUUACUCUGUUGGUAUAUUGAUAAAUUUUGUGUUGUGAACACAAAAACAGGUGCAAGUCUUUUUAGAAUAGAUUUUUUUUCUACAUUGAGGAUUGUGUACUGCAUAUUUUCUGUAGUGUUACUAGUUUUAGUGUGUUAAAUUGUUACACUACAAUUAUGCAAUGGUUUACAGAGUUCACAAAAUUAUUUUAUCAUCUUGAGAAUUAAAAUAAUUUUUCAUCUGAAA
Molecule: messenger RNA, 8354 nt
Organism: Thalassophryne amazonica
Lineage: Eukaryota; Metazoa; Chordata; Actinopteri; Batrachoidiformes; Batrachoididae
Gene: unkl
Product: unk like zinc finger
Exons: 16
Coding region: 58-2487 (809 amino acids)
Molecular function (GO): metal ion binding
Source: RefSeq, a predicted model, not a curated record